AUGGGCUUGGCUGCUCCCCGAAAGAAAACCAAGAUCUCCAAUGAUCCCAAUAACACGCAAUGGGCCCGGUCGACAACCGGCUUCGGCCAUCGAAUUAUGAGUUCCCAGGGCUGGACCCCAGGUGGUCGCUUAGGGGCUCGGGAUGCCGCGCAUGCUGAUCUGUUAACGGCCGCUAGCCACUCCCAUAUCAAAGUGACGAUCAAGGAUGAUACCCUGGGACUGGGCGCCCGUGUCGGGCGGGAGACGGAACCGACCGGUUUGGAUGCUUUCAAGGGUUUGCUUGGUCGAUUGAAUGGCAAAUCAGAUGGGGAGUUGAAGCAGGAACAGCGCAAGAGAGACGAUGUGAAACUGGCCCGAUAUGUCGCUCUGAAAUUCCAGGAGGUUCGCUUCGUCCACGGUGGACUCCUGGCUCAAGAGAAAGUGGAACACCUACCCGCUUCAAAGCCUCAGGAGAGUCAGAAGAAUUCUGAAUCGAACGGAGAUAAUCAACAAUCCGACGAAGAGGAUGCUUCAUCCAGCGACUCGUCGACCGCGGUCCGGAAGUCGAAAUCGAAGUCCAAAUCCAAAUCCAAAUCCAAAUCCAAGUCAAAAUCUUCGAAGAAGUCCCGCUCAAGCACUGACGACGAUGAGAAUUCCGCCUCGAUUUCCGAUUCGAAGAAGAAAAAGAAAUCCAAGAAGAGAAAGGCAGAUGCGGCUGAGACCACCUCCACCGAACAGGCGGAUGCACCAUCUCAACAAGAGUCUGAGCCUUCCAAAUCCACUCUAGAAAAGACAACAGUCUCACGGGAGCGGCGGCCAAUGGGUCGACAGGCAUUCCGAAGCCGACAUAUCGCACAGAAGAAAAGGGCGCUCAUGGAUGAUAAAUCUCUAAAUGAGAUUUUCAUGGUGAAAGCAAAAGCAUGA
Molecule: messenger RNA, 903 nt
Organism: Penicillium longicatenatum
Lineage: Eukaryota; Fungi; Ascomycota; Eurotiomycetes; Eurotiales; Aspergillaceae
Gene: pxr1
Product: telomerase inhibitor/ribosome biogenesis protein PXR1
Exons: 3
Coding region: 1-903 (300 amino acids)
Molecular function (GO): nucleic acid binding
Source: RefSeq, a predicted model, not a curated record